Mycosarcoma maydis (corn smut) is the source of this 489-nucleotide messenger RNA. RefSeq lists its product as uncharacterized. The record is from RefSeq and is a predicted model, not a curated record. Bases 1 to 489 code for a protein of 162 amino acids. NCBI's taxonomy places the organism in Eukaryota, Fungi, Basidiomycota, Ustilaginomycetes, Ustilaginales. The transcript is spliced from 2 exons.
AUGCUAUCCCAAAAUCUUCUGGCUUCUUUCUUAGGACUUCUUGUCACCACAAAGGUCGUUACGGCAGCUUUAGAUAGCGGGAUUUUCGAUAAGUCUGCCUAUGGGCAGGCAGAAUGGAGCCGGUACUGCUCGAGCUCGGUAUCAAAAUCGGCUGAUUUGCUCGCGCAUGCUUGUUUCACGAUCCAUGACGAUAUCACCUCGGCUGUCCAUUCUUCCUCGGAGGACCAUCUGGGCUAUGCGUCUGCUUCAGGACAAGAUUUCGUCGUAACCGCUCCAGAGGCGCGACAGAACAGCAAGGUUGAGUUCUUCGCUAGCGGCUUCUGGUUCUCUGUUCGCUUUUCAGCCUUUCUCAAGUGUGCAAACGUUUCCGUUAGAGCCCCAAUCAGAGUUUCUAGGGGAAGAACAAAGGAGGGUCAAGAGCCAGCUCUGGCGCCAUUCAUGGAGGGAACGUAUUGUGCCGGUUCUGAACGGAAAAUCUUCACUUUGUAG